Molecule: messenger RNA, 6539 nt
Organism: Dromiciops gliroides (monito del monte)
Lineage: Eukaryota; Metazoa; Chordata; Mammalia; Microbiotheria; Microbiotheriidae
Product: zinc finger protein 345-like
Exons: 3
Coding region: 327-2159 (610 amino acids)
Biological process (GO): regulation of transcription by RNA polymerase II
Molecular function (GO): RNA polymerase II cis-regulatory region sequence-specific DNA binding; DNA-binding transcription factor activity, RNA polymerase II-specific
Source: RefSeq, a predicted model, not a curated record
GCGCGCGCCCCCGGCCUGGCUCGCACGCUCCUGUGCCCGAUCCCGCUCUCGCGGUGCUUGGCUCCGGAGCUCCCCCAUAGCCGUCCCCGCAGAGGAGCUGGCUCCGUCCGGGCCCGAGGCGCCGCCGCUCGGCUGGCCCAGCACUCCAUCCACUAGGACACCUGGCAGUGUUGGAAACACUAGGAGUGAAGCUCCCAAGUGACAUCUUUAGCCUUGAUACAAGGAAAAGUUUCCUAGUUAUGAGAUCUCUGCAGAAGUGGAAUGGGCCACCUCCUACAGAUUGGAAGAUCAGGCCUGUAAACAAGAAAUUCUGAAGCUGGGCUCCUAUGGAAGAAUCAUCCCAGGAAAAAUUCACAAGUGAUGGUCCUUGUGACUCUAAAUUGAGUGAAACCUGGGAAUAUGAAGCCAGAUUAGAGGAGGAGCAGAGUGAUGAGGAGAAAACGCAGCACGUAAAAAUCAUCCAAAGGAAAGCACCUAGUAAAUUGAGAAGCCAUGAAUAUAAUAAAUAUGGUCGGCUCUUUGGUGUAGGAUCAAUUCUUUUUCCACAACAGAGAGUACCCAUAGGAAAGAAUCUUCCCAAAUAUGACCCACAAAGAAAGAGCUUCAGGAAGUAUAAUAAAAUAUCCUCAAAGAAGAUAUUUUCUAAGUAUAAUGAAAGUGGAAAAUCGUUCAGUUAUCAUUCAGAUCUUAUUGAAUAUCAUAGGCUACAUACUGGAAAGAAACCUUACGAAUGUGGGAAAACCACAUUAUGGAAAACACAGCUUAUUCAACAACAGAGAAUUCAUACUGUAGAGAAACCUUAUGCAUGUAUUGAGUGUGGGAAGGCCUUCUGCAAGAGGACACAGCUUACUCAGCAUUUCAGAAUACAUACUGGAGAAAAACCUUAUGAAUGUAGUGAGUGUGGGAAGACUUUCCGACAAAGUGCCCACCUUACUCGCCAUCAGAGAAUUCAUACUGGAGAGAAACCCUAUGCAUGUAAUCUAUGUGGAAAGGCCUUUAACCACAGCUCUUCCCUUGCUUCCCACCAGAGAAUUCAUACUGGAGAGAAACCUUAUGGAUGUGAUCUGUGUGGAAAAGCUUUCAACCACAGUUCUUCUCUUGCUUCUCAUCAGAGAAUUCAUACAGGAGAGAAACCUUAUGAGUGUAAUGAAUGUGGGAAAGCCUUCCGCCAGAGCACUGAACUUACUAGACAUCAAAAAAUUCACACUGGAGAAAAACAUGAAUGCACUGAAUGUGGGAAAGCUUUCCACCAGAGUUCACACCUAACUCGCCAUCUGAGAAUUCAUACUGGAGAGAAACCUUAUAAAUGUAAUGAAUGUGGGAAGACCUUCAAUUACAGUUCAUCCCUUGCUUCUCAUCAUAGAACUCAUACUGGAGAAAAACCUUAUGGGUGUAUUGAAUGUGGAAAAGCUUUUGGUAAAAGGACACAGCUUAUUCAACAUUGGAGAAUUCAUACUGGAGAGAAACCUUAUGACUGUAAUGAAUGUGGAAAGGCCUUCCGUCAGAGCUCACAGCUUACUCGACAUCAGAAAAUUCAUACAGGAGAAAAACCUUUUGAAUGUGAUGAAUGUGGAAGGGCUUUCCGCCAGAGAUCACAGCUUACCUACCAUCAGAGAAUCCAUACUGGAGAAAAACCUUACGAAUGUAAUGAAUGUGGGAAGGCCUUCUGCCAGAGUACUGAACUUACUCAACAUCAUAGAAUUCAUACUAGUGAGAAACCUUUUGAAUGUCAUGAGUGUGGUAUGGCCUUUCGCCUGAGUACUGGACUUACCCGCCACCAGAAAAUCCAUACUGGAGAGAAACCUUACGAAUGCAGUGAAUGUGGGAAAGCCUUCUGCCAGAGAGCAGAGCUUACUGUACAUCAUAGAAUUCAUACAGGAGAGAAACCCUACGUGUGUAAUGAAUGUGGGAUGGCCUUUCGACAGAGCUCACAACUGACUCCACAUCUCAGAAUUCAUACUGGAGAGAAACCUUAUAAGUGUAAUGAAUGUGGAAAGGCCUUCAAUCGCAAUUCAUCCCUUGUUUCCCAUCAUAGAAUUCAUACUGGAGAGAAACCUUAUGAAUGUAAUAAAUGUGGGAAAGCUUUCCGUCGGAGUACAGGACUUACUCGACAUCAGAGACUUCACAUUGCAGAUAAAUCUUAUGAAUGUAAUGAUUAAGGGAAGGUUUUCCUCCAAAACAGAUAACUUCACAUCAGUUCAUUAGUGAAGUGAAAAGUCUUAUAAAUGUUUUGAUCCUUUAAAAAAACCAAAACAACAUACUACUACAUUUUGACACAAAACAUUUCCCAACAAAUAUCCUCCAGAAAGUUUUUUGCUUUUCUUAACAGAAAGAAUCAGUAUCCUAUUUACCUCUGAUAGCAUGAUAUUAACAUUGACCAUUGUAUUUGCCUAGAGUUUUGUUGUUUCAUGAUUCUGACUUUAUUAACAUUGUUGUAGUCUUUGUAUAUUUUCUGUUUUGGCUCUGCUUUCAUUAUUUUGCAAUGCUUCACAUAAGCCUUUUCAGUGGUUCUCUGAUUUUUUUUAUCCUUCAUUCCUUACAGCAGAGUAAUGUGUAAUUACAUUCAUAUACCACAGUUUGUUCAACUAUUUCUUUGUUGAACACACACCUUGUUUCCAGAUUUUUGUUAUAUAUUUUGAUGUUAUGAAUGUUCUUUGAGCACCUGGGUCUUUUUUGUUGUUGUUAAUGCCCUAUUUGGGGUAUAGUCCCAAGAGUAGAUUUUCUGUGUCAGAGGGUACAAGCAGUUUAGUAACUUUCCUUUCUCAAACGUUUCCCAUAUUUUGGGGGUUGAGGCGAUUGGUCAGGGUUAUUUUAAUUUGAAUUUUUCUGAUUAUUAAUGAUGUUGCACAUCUUUCAGGUGAAUUUUGUUAAACUAUAUCUUCUUUUGAAAUCUGUUCCUAUCCAUUGAUCAUAUGUCUAUUUCAGAGUAACACUUAAUCUUGUUUUAGGAUGCAAUAGUUUUAUCAGAGAUGUUUAAAGAGAAUAUUUUUUCUCCCAAUAUGUAUGUUCUGAGUCUAGAUGUAUUGCAUUUAUUUGUGCAAAGGUGUUUGUGUUUUCUUUUGGUUGUCAUUUAAUUGAUUGAAAAUGUCUAUUUUGUGUUUUAUAAGCUAUCCCAUAACUGGUUCCAAAUGUAUCCCAUUAUCCUUAGUUAUGAAAGAGACUCUUCUGUUCUCUUAUUGGUUUUGUUUUGCUUUUUUUUUAUGGUGUGACUUUUUAUAUUGUUAGUUGAGCCAUUUAGAAUAUAGUGUGGUAUAUGCUGUAAGAUGCUUGUCUAAAUCUACUUUUGGCUAGAUUUUCUAGUUUUUCCAGCAGCUCUUAUUAAAUAAAGAGUCCCUACUGCUGUAGUUGGUGUUCUUGAGUUUAUCAAGUACUAGACUGCUUCUGUGUAAUUUCUUUUCUAGGUUUUGCUUGUCUGGUCUGAUCUAUUGAUAUCCUUUUAAUUUUUUUUUUAACCUUGUACCAGAUAAUUUUGGUAAUUAUUGUUAAUAGAGUUUGAGAUCUGAUAUCAAUAAGUAUCCUUCUAACUACUAUAUUUCCAUGAUUUUCUUUAAUAUAUGAGCUUUGCACAAAUUGUUUUUAAAAGGUUUUUCUCUCUACUAUGAACUGAUGUUGAAGAAGCAAUAAAAAAGUAGAAAUAGCUUCAGUAAAGUAGCAGGAUAUAAAAUAAAUACAAAAAAUAAUGCUUUUCUGUAUAAUAAAAUCACAGGAGAAAAAUUCCAUUUAAAAUAACAAAAUGCAUUAACUAUAUGGAAGUUAAUUUACCAAUAUACAUGUAGGACUUGCAUAAAUGAAAAUUUUACAGAAAUAAGUCCUAAGUAAUUGAACAAAAAAUUCAGUGUUAAUGGCUGGGCUGUGCCUAUUGACAAACUAUAUUUCAUUGUAUAUCAACAUACAUACCAAAGGGAUAUUUUAUAGAUUUAGACAAUAUAAAAUUAAUUUUAAGGCAUAAAACAUCAAGAACAUAUAGAGAAAUUUUAACAAGAUCUUUAAAUUUGUGAGGUUACAUGAUGUUUAGGAAAAUUUAAUGACAACAGCACUAAAAUUGAACUGUGGCCAUUGAUUUUUCACAUUAUUAUCCAUGAGGAACUGACUGCACUGUGGACUGAAAUGUGAAUUGUUCUGAGCUUUGUGAUCUGUUUUCUAAAAUCCGGAUGCACGUUGAAUUAUACAUGGAUAUUUUUGGAACCCGUAUGACACGGUCUCAUGGCUAUGAACAGUUAGAGGACCCCUCUUUUGAUUGAAUAGUUCUGGCUUAUUCUGGCCUGAUUCUAUAUGCCUAUUCUCUAUUGUUGCAUCCUGUUAAUGUUGUUUUACUCCUGUAAUUUUUAUCUUUGAUAUUUGAUUUGGAAUAUGUCAUCGUCGUGUAGUAUAUUACACUAAUGCGAUGGUCAGAGUUCUUGAUUUGGGGAUGGUGGGCCUGGGUUUGAAUCCGAAUUCUGGCCACUGACAGCCUUGGACAAGUCAUUACCCCUUCAGACCUCAGGCUCCUCUGUAAGACGUCCUCAAGGUCCCUUCCAGUUCUAAGUCUAUGAUCCAGUGAAGGAGAAGUGGGACUGGGAGUUUAGGAAGAACAGAAAAGAGGAGCUUUGGAAAUUUAAUAAAAGUUCAGUAGAUGAAAGGAACACACCAUCCUCUAAGUACAGGAUACUCUGCUGUAGCUAUAAACCAAUUAGACAGCUAGCUAAAACGGAUGUGACGGCGUAGUAGCUUGUCUGCAUGAUGUAUAUAAGUAGUUUGAUAUGCCUUCAAUGCAUGGAGAUUGUGGCAUAGGUGAUGUUUAUAGCACUCUGGAAAGCACGCUACAUACAGUAUCAUUUGAUCCUCACACCUGAUUGAUGCUUUAUCCACUUGAUAGAUGUGAAAACCAAGGCUCUGAUAGGUUAAAUGACUUAUCUAGGAUCCUAUGCUAGUAGUGUCUGAGGCAGAAUUUGAACUUAGGUUUUCUUGACUGCAACUACAGCACUUUCCACCAUACUAUGCUACCUCUUGACUCAUUGGGAGAAGAAUUGCAUUGUUUUACCUAUGGUAGUUUUGAUCUUUGGGAUUGCACACUGGUGCUAGAAAAUAUUAUGGCUGUUUUGAAUCAGCAAGUCACCAACAAAUGAAAGCUCUUAGCAGAUUGCUUUACUAAAGGAUUUCUAAGAGACAUUUGGAAGUCAUUGCUAAUCGUUCUGAACACUAUCUAAAUAUUGACUCUGUCCUAGAUGGGUGUAUGAGAACAGUAGAAAAGGUUGGAGACAUUAACCUGUGAAAGUCACAGCAAGAUUUUUCUGGAGAUUCCAUUGUUCUCCCUCAAAAGAGCCAACUCUCAAGCUGGUUGAUCACAGACUUUAUUAUAUUCCUUGGACACUGGAAAUCUAUCACUUGAAUUGACUGGAUCAAAACACAAUUAAAAGAUAUUAGGCCUUUAAAAGCAAGAUCAUUCUAAUGCCCAGACCAAAAUUUAGCAGACUGCAGCCCAUUGUCAAUACAAGAAUGUCCUCCCUCCAUGGGAUAUUCUAUUUUUUAGAAAGUUAAAUAAUGGACUUUUUAAAAAAUAAAGUCUUCUGUAGAAGUGGGGGGGGGGGAGUUUGCUAAGCCAAAUUGAUGUUUGAAGAAAACUGCAAAAACAAAAGAAUACUUGGAGCAUAGUUCGACCUUGGAAACUCACAGUGGCAGCAAUGGGGAGAGGUGAGGUGGGGAGUAAAAGAUGGGAGAAAUAUACCUGUGACAACUUCAAAAUUCCCAUAAUUUUCCCUUUUUCUUCCUGUCCUCAUAUACACCUUCAUUUAUAGACCUUGUGUUCUUAAGAGCUCAAUCCCUCAAUUCCAGGAUUAGCUAAUAGAAGGCACAGUUGUGAUAGUGGCACAGCCUCUGAUAACCUGGAUUGUAAUUUGGAGUCCUGAUCAGGCUUAUGGGGGUAGUCUCCUGCCUUAUUUUUUGUUGCUUAUGGCUGUGGCACCACAAGCUCACCUAUUCAUGCCUCUUCAGUGACUUCUUAUAUAGUAUACUUGAGGGACAAGUAUGUGUUAUCAAGGAGUAGACUAACAGCAGAAAGGCCAGUUCCUGUUGUAAUUAACCUUCUAUAAGGUAGACAUAUCAAAACUUGUUUUUAUGCUUAAAUUUUUUUCUCCAGGAAUCUGCUUAUUAGCUCCUGGCUUUCCCACCAGAUUGACUUGAACUCCUGCUUCCUUUUUUGCAGGUGCUCAAUACAAGGCCAGCUAGAAAGAAUAUUCACUUGAAACUGAUUAAACUCAGGGUCAUGGGUCCAGUUAAACUCCUUGGCUCUGAGGGAAAUAUUUAUCUCAAUACUUACCAACCUCUCAACUUUGGGGGGGGGUGGGGGAUGAGCUUGGUUGGAGGGGUUCUGAGUCAUUCCUUGCUUGCUAGUUCAUGAUCUAGUUGGUUUUCUUAUUGGGACUCGUUGUGCCUCAAUACUUGGGGAUCUGAAGUCUGGGCUGAUGCACGCCUGCUUAGACUGUUGGUCCAGGUUGACCUGCAGUGACCCGCACCCUGCCGAUGGACAACCUGUUCCUGUUUAUGCCUUUAAUAAACCUCAC